GAAGUUGACCUGAGUGCAGAAGCAUUUUUGUUAAACGGAAGCACACGAGAGGAGAUUUGGCAUGCAGCCAUCGUAGAUGCAUUAGGAGAAAAAUCAGAUAAUUAUUUGAAGUUGGUAUCUAAACAAUUGGUUGGAAUACUCCUAAUGAUAUUUGUGAAGAAAGCACACAUGCCGUAUAUAAAAGAAGUCCGAAAUGAUUGUGUGGGAGUGGGGUUGAUGGGCAUGAUGGGUAAUAAGGGUGGUACCGCCAUAAGGUUUCAAUUUUAUGAUUCGUUUUUAUGCUUUGUGAAUUGUCACCUGGCGGCGGAUCCAAACGGACUGGAAAGAAGAAAUCAAGAUUAUAUGGAAAUAUGUCGACGGAUGACUUUCCCCCUUAACACGAAUGAAGGAUAUUCUUCACUAUAUGGCUGGGUCGGCGAUUACAUAUCGCCUCCAGCAAAGUAUGCGGCUGCCGCUGUCGUCGGUAUGGGGGGUAUGGUCGGUAUACCCGGUAUCGCUUCAUUGGUUGAUACUUCUCCAAGCCCCGUGGGCGCAGGGAAUGUGUUAUCCAUAUUUGAUAACGAUCAUCUAAUUUGGCUGGGAGAUCUGAAUUAUAGGAUCGAUGCGCUACCGGAAUAUAAGGUCAAGGAGAUGGUGGAUAACAAUGAGCUAGAAGAUUUGCUCCAUUUUGAUCAGCUUAAUAUACAAAGAAUGAAGCAGCAGGCAUUUUCUGAGUUCGAAGAGGGUAAAAUCACCUUUAAGCCGACCUACAAGUAUGACGUUGCAUCAAGAGAUUUUGAUAAGAGUGACAAAAGGAGAAUACCGUCAUGGACGGACAGGAUAUUGUGGAGAAGUAUAAAAAGUGAAUGGUGUAAACAACUGAUAUACAGGAGUCACAUGGAUAUUGGGAUCAGCGACCACAAACCGGUCAGCGCGGUAUUUGAAUUGAAGCUGAGAAUAUGUCCACCCGAAAAAGAGGAUGAUGACAUGAUCAUGCAUGACAAUGUAAUUAUAUUGAAAGAUAAUGGAUUGCACCUGGAGAUCAUCCCAGAUCCCGUUGGCCAAA
Molecule: messenger RNA, 1045 nt
Organism: Acaulospora morrowiae
Lineage: Eukaryota; Fungi; Glomeromycota; Glomeromycetes; Diversisporales; Acaulosporaceae
Source: the annotation of a GenBank genome assembly